This is a messenger RNA of Drosophila nasuta, 1596 nucleotides long. Its product is annotated as putative protein phosphatase 2C T23F11.1. Gene Ontology annotation, biological process: protein dephosphorylation. The coding region runs from base 343 to 1410 and encodes 355 amino acids. The transcript is spliced from 4 exons. Lineage: Eukaryota; Metazoa; Arthropoda; Insecta; Diptera; Drosophilidae. The record is from RefSeq and is a predicted model, not a curated record. Gene Ontology annotation, molecular function: cation binding; protein serine/threonine phosphatase activity.
GUAUAAAAGAUUUAAUUUAAGCAAAACAGCAACUGCAACGCGUAGAUCAGAACACGUGCCGCAUUUUAAGAGGCAACAAACAAGCGCCAGGAAGCAAAACAAACCCAGGAAGAACGUGACCAAAGCAACUGCAACACCGUGUAUUUGUGUUUUUGCCCAAAACCCAGGGAAGAAAAACGGAAAACACAACGAGCAAAAAGUUAUUAAUGUAUUGUUGGAGCAGCGUCAGCGUCGCCAGCAGAUAAAGAUACUUGAAGCGUAUAACUGAUAACCACCAGCCCCUGGAACACCCCGCCCCAAAAAGCAACAACAUCAGUUAGUCAGGGAGCCAGCACAGUUAAGAUGGGACAAACGUUGUCGGAGCCGGUCACAGCAAAAGAAUCAUCAUAUUGUCGCAACGAUCAAUAUCGUGUCGGCAGCAGUUGCAUGCAAGGAUGGCGCAUCAAUAUGGAGGAUUCACACACACACAUCUUAUCGCUGCCCGGUGAUCCGGGCACAGCGUUCUUUGCCGUCUAUGAUGGCCAUGGCGGAGCCACAGUUGCCCAAUAUGCGGGCAAGCAUUUACACAAAUUUGUUAUAAAGCGACCCGAAUAUAAUACCAACGACAUUGCCAAGGCCCUCAAACAGGCAUUUCUCGAUAUCGAUUAUGAAAUGCAACAUAACGAACCGUGUGGCGAACAAAUGGCCGGUUCAACGGCCGUCGUUGUGCUCGUCAAGGAUAAUAUGCUUUAUUGUGCCAAUGCUGGAGAUUCACGUGCCAUUGCCAGCAUAAAUGGCCAGCUGGAAACACUCUCCGUGGACCACAAGCCCAACAACGAGGCGGAAUCGAAGCGCAUCAUUGAGGGCGGCGGCUGGGUGGAAUUCAAUCGUGUUAAUGGCAAUCUUGCCCUCUCCCGUGCACUUGGCGACUUUGUGUUCAAGCGCGCGAACAAAAAGCCGGAAGACCAAAUAGUCACAGCCUACCCGGAUGUGGAGACACGCCAAGUGCAACAGGAUUGGGAAUUCAUUGUGCUCGCCUGCGAUGGCAUUUGGGAUGUCAUGAGCAAUGAGGAAGUGCUGCAAUUCUGUCGCACACGCAUCGGCCUCGGUAUGCAGCCGGAGGAGAUCUGUGAAGAGCUGAUGAAUCAUUGCCUGGCGCCCGAUUGCCAAAUGGGUGGUUUGGGUGGCGAUAAUAUGACUGUCGUUUUGGUUUGCCUGCUGCACGAUAAGCCCUACAGUGAUUUGGUGCAACGUUGUGCGGGCACGAGUCAACAGCAGCAACAACAACAACAGUCUUCGCAUGCUCCAGAUACGGAAACCGAAACAGAGACAACAGCAGCACCAACACCAACAGCAGUAGAAACAACAACAGAAGCAACACCCGCUGAUACGGAUACCAAUAAAAGUGAUGCGCCUGCCAUGGAACUGUAAAACAAAUCAAGCAAAUAAAUCCUGUGCCGAUUAGAGUAGCAAAUGUGGAACCGGAAAUGAAAUUCGCUGCUGGCAGCACACACAUACACACACACACACAACAACACUACCACAUGUCCCGUUCCCGAAUGCAAUUCCUUUUUGAUAUUGAUUUCAAUAUACGCAAUUUGUUAUUGUCCCUAAAAA